ACAGUUAUUGUUUUGCUUUUGCUACUGUUUAUGUUGAUCUUUACUGUACAUUCUACUGUACCUCAACCACGAGCACCUAACUUCCAAUAUUUUGAAAGGCCAAAAUACCGAUACCCGUACUAUGAUGAGAAUGGCAAGGGAAAGUUAUUAUAUGGCUAUGGAGGACCGGAGCUGUAUCAAUAUAAAUCCUACACGCCAUUAGAAGGAAUUCACUAAAUCGAUUUUACAUCUACUACAUCUUGUGAUCUAUGUAUAAUAUAUGUGGUAGCCUCUAUUGUUGUAAAUAGAUAAUAAAACUGGUUUCUAAGGUAUUAGUAAAAUGACGUUGGCGAUCCUACGUUAGUCAACGCCUAAAAGGAAGAAGUCUCUAAUAUAGUUAUUGAUUUUC
Molecule: messenger RNA, 388 nt
Organism: Pieris napi
Lineage: Eukaryota; Metazoa; Arthropoda; Insecta; Lepidoptera; Pieridae
Exons: 3
Source: RefSeq, a predicted model, not a curated record